Cyprinus carpio (common carp) is the source of this 947-nucleotide messenger RNA. RefSeq names its product mesoderm posterior ba (gene mespba). Gene Ontology annotation, cellular component: nucleus. Gene Ontology annotation, molecular function: protein dimerization activity; DNA-binding transcription factor activity, RNA polymerase II-specific; RNA polymerase II cis-regulatory region sequence-specific DNA binding. Gene Ontology annotation, biological process: regulation of transcription by RNA polymerase II; mesoderm formation; somite rostral/caudal axis specification. Lineage: Eukaryota; Metazoa; Chordata; Actinopteri; Cypriniformes; Cyprinidae. The record is from RefSeq and is a predicted model, not a curated record. The coding region runs from base 32 to 787 and encodes 251 amino acids. The transcript is spliced from 2 exons.
UCCAGCCUUCAUUCACCCUCAGAGUCACAAUAUGGAAAGCUCAAGCAACAGCCAGCAGAACCAAUGGAGCUGCUCGAGCUCAGAGUCAGAGUUUUACAGCGUUUCCUCUCCAGACACCAUUUCGCCGAAUCCAUCCAUGGACCAGGGCUUCUCUCCGUCGCACCAGGCCCAGCAUGCAUGCUCAAAAUCAGUCAAACCUGCAGGGGUCGUCAAGAAGAAAAGCAGAUUAAGGCUGAAGAACCCGAGCGAGCAACGACAGAACGCUAGUGAGAAGGAGAAGUUAAGGAUGAGGGAUCUGACCAAAGCUCUCCACCGUCUCAGGACCUACCUGCCUCCAUCUGUAGCUCCCGUAGGCCAAACCCUGACCAAGAUCGAGACGCUACGUCUCACCAUACGCUACAUCUCGUUUCUGUCUGCUCAGCUGGGUCUCAGUGAAGAAGAGCUGAACCACAGAAGGAACGUGAACUCCAGCAGCUGCUCAUAUUCUCCAGAGAUCAUUGGUUAUUUUCAGUACAGGACUAUGGCUGGAGAUUGGGUGGAGCAAGGACAGGGUUAUGGGCAUUAUGAUGGACUGUAUGAGGGUUGCUCUGCUCAUACAGGGAAAUGUGAUGAGAUCAGCAUGGAUCAGUAUGGCGGUUCCUCACAGCAACAUUCAACAGAGCAAAACUUGUCUGCAAAUAUAGAUGGCUUCCUCCAGUCACAACAGUGUGCUCAAACAACACAGACAUACCAGGUUUAUGGAAGAAACUUUGGCCAUCAUCUUGUUCCUCAAGCUUACUGGAGCUGACAGCAGAAUAUGAUGCCUACUACUGUAGUUUACAGUAAAUAAAUGUGGAUGUUUGGCUUCCUAUCUUGUGAAAGCAAUAAAUGUGAACCAAAGUUAAUACUGUUAUUCUUAUAAUCAAAGUUAUAUAUGUUAUCCAUGUCUGUCCUAUGUAAAUACAAAA